CGGCUUCAAACUGCAGUCCGCACAUGCAGGUCCCCACCACGCUCAAAGUCGUAAAUUCGUCCCCGUCUAGCCGCCGCUGCUGCCGCUGCAUUUCCAAUGCAAUUUCUCUCUCAUACUUUACUUUACCUCGUCCUUCUGACUUUGGCUGACGACACGGACUGACAGUUUGAUUUUCCCGCGACCCACCACCAAAGUCACUCACUCUGACUCAGUAGUUCGCCGAUUCACUUUCGCUCAUUCAAUAUCUACGGCCGCCCCCCCCCCCCCCUUUGGUUUGGUACUAUACGCCGUCCGUUUAGUCUUCGUGGUACCGCGUCGUGGUGCGUGUCCACCCCUUUUUCCUCCGGCAUUUUCGUACCCACCCGGGUCUUAAUAAUAUAGUGUUAGUUUUUUAAUAUUUCAAUAAAAAAAGUGAAAAAUGUCCACUUCAGACGGACAGGAGUACGAAAGUAAAAUGGACAUCAGUUCAAAAGCCUCCAGUACCUCCUCGAGUACGUCGAACCCCCGUACCCCGCCGAACUGCGCGCGAUGCCGGAACCACCGUAAAAAAAUCGCCCUUAAGGGCCACAAACGGUACUGCAUGUACCGGCACUGUAAGUGCCAAAAGUGCCAACUGACCUCGGAGAGGCAACGGGUGAUGGCGAUGCAAACGGCCCUACGUAGGGCCCAAGCACAGGACGAGGCGAUGUUGAAGAACGGCAAUCUGGAUAUGGCGAUGUUACCGCAGAAAACGCCGAGUCCGUUAUUGAAUGUGGACAGGGCCAGUUUGGAUUGCGACUCGUCGGUGUCGUCCGCGUGUUCGACCUCGAUCGCGCCGUUACCGAAGAAAGUGUCGCCGGUACUGGCCGCACCCGCUACCAGCAGUACUUCCUCCUCGAUGCCCGUUGGACUUGUCAGUGAGGUGGUUCCUUAUGAAUAUAAAGCUCGUCCAGAUGAGCCACAUAGUAUAUUAACUAUAGGACAUCAAAGUACAGACCUCCUAGAAGACUGUCAUAAGCUCCUAGAGAAAUUCAACUACCCGUGGGAAAUGAUGCCCUUAAUGUACGCCAUCCUGAAGGACGCCAGGGCGGAUUUAGAAGAAGCGUCGCGACGGAUAGACGAAGCAUAUUCGGUUCUUCGUGCCAAGGCAGCAGAGGACGCCCUGAGGAACGCCCGUUUCACUCAGCUGUACUACAGGACGUGGGCGGCUUUCCAUCACGCGCCCACGCCCGUGACGGUUUACCAUACGCCCGCGCCCACCUCCCUGGGAGCGGUACCACCAGUCUGUUCCUCUUCUCCCUUACCCUCGUCGCCGCAUAAUUUAAGUGUGAGGAGGAUAGUUGAUUAGAAAUCAAGGUGAGAUCCGUCUUUUGUAUAGUUAAUUACAUAAUAUGUAACCUCAAACUAACCUAAACUAACCAACCGAAUUACUAGUUUAAAACAAAUUUUGUGAUCAAUACUAUGUUUAAGUGAGAACAUAAUAAAAUAAGUCCGUCUGGUGUUGUGUAUUCGUCCUAUAUAUAAAACAAUAAAUAUACUGGUGAAUUCAUUUAAUCAAAUCGCAAUUUAAUUAAUAAAUCUCUUUCGAUAUAUAGUUAAGACAACUUGUUACGUCCACACUAUACAAUUUAUUUAUAUAUUUUAUAAAUUUAUGGCGAUUUGAUUUUAUGUUUUACCUCGUAAUGUAAUCCACCCAUCAGCGUCUAUAUGUAGUAAAUUAAUUAGGUUAGUAUUAGUAUUAUAUAAUGUGAAUAUAAUUAUUAUUAAGAUAAAUGUUAGCAAUAAGAUUUUUUUUUAUUAUUAAAAAAGUUUGUUGAGUAUUUUAUUAACGUUUAUUUUUUGGUGCACUUAAUGGGGCAUAUAGAAGUGAAAUGGCUGUGAAAUGGUGAAUGUAACGCAUAUUUAAAACGAUUUUUUUUUUGUAUAUAACUAUAUUAGUCGUGAAUUUUAAGGGUGUUUGUUGUCGGUUUUUUUUUUUAAUUAUUUCGCUUUUACAACCCCAUUAAAGAAGAUUUUUUAUAUGGAGUGUGUCAUAUUUUAACUAUUGAUAAAACACGAUAAUAUAAUUUCUUUUUGCGUUGUUUAGUUUAAUAAGGGAAAAUUUAGAAAAAAAUUCCAAAAUGAAAAUUGAACUUUGCUUUUAUAUAUUUUUUUUCUGUAAUUGCAUUAAUAUUUCAAAAAUAUCAUUUGGCACUAGAAUUUAAAAAUUCUUUAUCCAAAUCGAUUUGUAUGAUAAAGGGGUUUAUAAUAAUUAUUUAUGUAAUUAGUUUUUAACCCUAUUUAACAUUUGAAUAAAUU
Messenger RNA from Anthonomus grandis grandis, 2277 nucleotides. RefSeq names its product protein doublesex-like (gene dsx). Gene Ontology annotation, cellular component: nucleus. The coding region runs from base 419 to 1327 and encodes 302 amino acids. The record is from RefSeq and is a predicted model, not a curated record. Gene Ontology annotation, molecular function: DNA-binding transcription factor activity, RNA polymerase II-specific; RNA polymerase II cis-regulatory region sequence-specific DNA binding. Gene Ontology annotation, biological process: regulation of transcription by RNA polymerase II; sex differentiation. NCBI's taxonomy places the organism in Eukaryota, Metazoa, Arthropoda, Insecta, Coleoptera, Curculionidae. The transcript has 5 exons.